AGACUUUUCACAUCAGGGUUUUCACAUCGGUUAAUCAAUUACCUGAUGUAAAAGAUGACGCGGUGGCAAUAUUGAAAUUAUAGUGAACUUUUAUGAUAGUUUUCACAUCGGUUGGGAAUAUGUCUGAUGUGAAAAGUAGUUAGGAAAUACUUUUUACAACGAUUUUUAUAAUAAGCGAUGUGAAAGCUAAAUGCGGUGGCAUUUUUGAAAUUUUAAUGAAGUACAUUUCACAUCGGUUAGAUUAUAGCCGUUGUGAAAAGUGCAUCUUUUCUUCUUUUUUCACAUCGGUUCGUAUAUAACAGUUGGGAAAACGUACUCUUUUCUACAUUUCACAUCGGUUUUGAUAAAACCGUUGGGAAAAGUCCCUCAUUUCUCUGUUUUUGACAUCGGUGUUAAUUGAUCCGUUGGGAAAUGCCCCUCCAUUCUUUAACAUUUCCACAAACCCUGGCCUGAACCCAAACGCACACAAACUCACUAUCAGCUCUCUCCAUCGCCUCUCGACGCCGCCAUCAACUCUCGCUCUGGUGCGUUCGCCAGCACGUCUCGACGCCGCCAUCACCUCUCGCCAUCAUCGCUGGUGCGUUCGCCAUCAGCUCUGGUCCGUUCGCCACCACCUCUUGACGCUCGCUGGUGUUUAUGGAAGCUGUUGACGCCGCUCCUGCUCUGUGACUCACCGCCGCUCCUGCUUCGACACUAUCAAGGUCUGUGACUCACCGCCGCAACUUGGAAGAACAAACACACAGGCUUCGCUUCCGCCGCUGCCACCACCGUGUACGAUCGACAAACCUCUCCUCCUUCAUUCUCCUCCGAGAAUGAAGAAGAUCUUUUCAUCAGAGACCAUGGACAUCCCCGACGGCGUGAGCAUCAAGGUUGAAGGCCCUCGCGGGGAUUUCCAGCUCAUCACCGAUGAGAACGGCAAGAAAAAGCUCAAGAUCGAGGCCUGGUUCGGUACCCACAAGAUGAGGCUCGUCUAUGCCCAUUAUUUUCCCAUCAAUGCUAGCAUCACUAAUCACAACAAGGGCAUCAAGAUCCAUAGCUUUCCACUUUUCGUGAGGAAAGUGGAUAUGCUUGAUGGAGUUUCCAUUGUGCGAUCUGAGAAAGUGAAGGAUGAGUUGGUUUUCGAUGGAAAUGACAUUGAGCUUGUUUCUAGGUCAUGUGCCCUUAUCAAUCAGAACAAGGAUAUCAGGAAGUUUCUUGAUGGUAUUUAUGUUAGUGAGAAGGCUCGCUUGCAUGUUCAACUUGCCAUGUUAUAGUCAUGGUACAUCAUGGGUGAUAUAUGCAGUAAAUUGCUGCUUGAGUUUUU
Molecule: messenger RNA, 1303 nt
Organism: Lotus japonicus
Lineage: Eukaryota; Viridiplantae; Streptophyta; Magnoliopsida; Fabales; Fabaceae
Product: 60S ribosomal protein L9-like
Exons: 4
Coding region: 813-1253 (146 amino acids)
Biological process (GO): cytoplasmic translation
Cellular component (GO): ribosome; cytosolic large ribosomal subunit
Molecular function (GO): rRNA binding; structural constituent of ribosome
Source: RefSeq, a predicted model, not a curated record